This is a messenger RNA of Mercurialis annua (annual mercury), 5486 nucleotides long. Its product is annotated as protein MODIFIER OF SNC1 1. Gene Ontology annotation, biological process: epigenetic regulation of gene expression. NCBI's taxonomy places the organism in Eukaryota, Viridiplantae, Streptophyta, Magnoliopsida, Malpighiales, Euphorbiaceae. Bases 317 to 5128 code for a protein of 1603 amino acids. The transcript has 11 exons. The record is from RefSeq and is a predicted model, not a curated record.
AUAUUAGGGUGCACAAAAAAAACUGGAUUCGUCUAUCUCCUUCCCUCUUUAUUUCUCCCUAUUUUUAUUUGUUCAUAGCUAUCGAUCUCAAGAACCCAUUACAUAUUAUUUUUCACUUUUAAUCGCUCCACGGAUCUCUCCUUCUUUCGCACGCCAUCUCUUUAAACCCCUCCAAGUUUCUUUUUCUAAUUCCUUUUUAAUACCAAAAUAACUGCUUCUCUGUCUCAUUAGGGUUUCGGAAUUACAAAAAAAAAGGAAGAAAUUGCAGUAAGUUCUGUCAAAUUCUUUUGAAUGACCCUGCUAUCAAAAGUGAAUCAUGACAUCAAGUAUGUUAACUGGAGACAAAAGAUGGGCUCCUGCCAGAAGAGGUGGUAUGACAGUGUUGGGGAAAGUUUCUGUUCCAAAACCUAUAAACUUACCCAGCCAAAGGUUAGAAAAUCACGGUCUGGAUCCAAAUGUUGAAAUUGUUCCCAAGGGUACUCAUAGUUGGGGCAGUAGAUCGUCUGCUUCUUCACCAAAUGCAUGGGGUUCUCCUAAUACUGAUGGGGGCAAUGGUUCGCCAACCCAUCUUAGUGGCCGCCCUUCAUCUGGUGGAACUGGAACUCGACCGUCGACUGCUGGUAGUGAUAGAGGCCAUGACCCUAUUUCUAAUGCCUGGGGUCCAAAUUCUAGACCGUCAUCAUCUUCAGGAGCAUUACCAUCAAAUCAGACCUCACACACAGCAUCCCGUCCUCGGAGUGCAGAAACAAGACCUGGAAGCUCACAAUUAUCCCGCUUUGCUGAAUCUCUAUCUGAUACCUCAGGGGCAUGGGGAGGAAGUGGAACAACAGAACGGAUGGGAAUGUCUUCCUCUAAGAAUGACGGUUUUUCUCUGACUUCUGGAGAUUUUCCAACACUUGGUUCUGAAAAGGACAAUUCUGGAAAGAACGUAGACUCUCAAGAUUAUGGUUCUCCUGGUCGUCCAGGUUCAUCUGCUGGAGUGGCUUCAGGGAGAGGAGGGAACAGGGAUUCUGAAGGUGACGUUUCCGUAAAUGUGAAUGCAAAGAUUGGAGCUGCAGGUUCCUGGAGACAAGAGAAUUCUUUGUACGGAGAAGAUGGUGCCAGAUCCAAUGUGGAGAAGUGGCAUGCUGAUCCCCGUACAUACCCUAAUCCUAAUAUUCCCCCUCAGCAUCAUGAUGGUUGGCAUGGUCCGCUUGUAAAUAAUCAUCCAGGCGGUGUUUGGUAUAGGGGACCUCCAGGAGGUCCUCCUGGAGGUCCACCAUUUGGGCCCCUGGCUGCGCCCGGAGGCUUUCCCAUGGAGCCUUUUACGUAUUAUCGUCCGCAGAUGCCCCCUCCUGCUCUGGCCAAUCAACAGCCUGUUCCUCCACCUGGGGCUGGCCCUAGAGGCUCCCACCCAAAAAAUGGAGAUAUGUACAGGCCUUAUAUGCAUGAUGCUUAUAUUCGUCCAGGAAUGCCACUUAGACCUGGAUUUUAUCCCACAGUACCUUACGAUGGAUAUUAUGGCCCUCCUGUGGGAUACUGCAAUUCUAAUGAAAGAGAUGCUCCAUAUAUGGGUAUGGCAAUGGGCCCUACAGCCUACAACAGAUAUCCUAGUCCUGAUCCUGGUAACUCCCAUGGAAGAACCAGUGGAUUCGGUCCUAGCGGUAAGCCAAUAGCAUCUGAACAAGUGGAAGGUGCUCAUUCUCAAGACACUCGAGGACCACACAAAGUUCUUCUGAAACAUCAUGAUAAUUGGGAGGGAAAAGAUGAAGAGCCGAACUGGGAUACUAAUGCUCCUUAUCCUUUGAAGGGCGAACAUCCAAGAAAUCUAUCACGAGAAAAUGGAUGGAGAGCUGACAACAAGAAGGAUAUUGAGAUAGAUACAAGAAGAAUGGUGGCCGGUGAAGGAGCUUCACCAGAGGCUGUAGACAAUCAAGCUGCCCCUAUGAAAGUGAAGCCUCCUGAAAAUGUACAGAUCGUGAGUGUAUAUGGUGACAGUUCAGGUAAAAAGUUUGAACAUGCAGAUUCUAUUUCUAUAGAAGUUUUGGCAGCUCCAAAAGAUUCUAGUCUGAUUCAGAAAAUAGAAGGCUUAAAUGCUAAAGCUCGUGCUUCAGAUGGCCGCCAAUAUCCUGGAUCUUUUUCCAGCACAGAUGAUCCUAAGAACAAAUUUCAAGUUGGUAAUGCAAUGGGCAGUCGUUCAACAAAUGAAGCUGGUAUUGACUCUAUAUCUCAUGAGAAGCCUUGUGACAUUAGAGUUAUCAACUCUUCUGUCCAUGAAGGCCACUUCUCUGCUGGGGAUAAGAGUCUUGAUUCUGCAGUAGUCAGUGGAACAGCUAUUUCCAGGCGACCAACUCAUGGCACGCAUGGUAGAGCUGAUCUUCGUGGUAAAGCAAGAUUUAAUACACUAGAGGGUGAUGGCUGGAGGAAAAAGCCUCAAGUCGUAGACCCCAAAAAUGUAGCAUUAACUGUACAUGGCGAAACAUCUUCUGUUUCUCAUGGACAACGCCAUAUGUCUGCAGAGAUCAGCCAGAAUUCUAUGUUACAGACUUCUGGAAAGGAUGAUGUAGAGUCUGUUCAACCUGUGUCUGACCCAAGCGACAGCCAGCGUGUCAAGGUGAGAGAGCUAGCCAAGCGACUUAAAGAGAGAGAGAAGGAAGAAGAAGAACGGACAAGAGAGCAAAGAGCCAAGGCUCUAGCUAAAUUGGAGGAAUUGAACAGGCGAACACAAAUGGGGGAAGGUACAACUCAGAAGUUGGAAAACGUUUCGACUAGCACUAUUCAGAAUAAGAAAGAUGAACCUUUAAAUCUUGUCCAACCAAUUGCUGCAAGCAAGGCUGGAACCGCAAGUCCAUCUUUAGGUUCCAAGCAAAAUAAAACCUCACAGAUUAGGCACGAGGAAUCCGCAACUGCUGCUCCACCAACUGCGGUUACUGGAAAACCUAAGGCAUCAACUUUAGCCCUGGAAUCCAGCCCAAGGAUUGUUGCUCCUAUCAUUGAGACAAUUGUGGAUGAAGUUGAGAAAUGUGCAAGCAAUAUACCUGUGGAGACACCAAAGACUGCACACAAAGAUUCUGUUGUGGUCCAUGAGCAAUUGAUGUCUUCGCAGCAGGAUUCUAAUAAUCCUGAUGCUGUUCAUGGCAGUAGUACUCUGCGGGUCCAUGACAGUAGUGCUUCUAAGCAGGAGCGUACAAGCUAUAGACAAAAGCUUAAUACCUUGGAGAAGAAUCUAAAUGAGAAGUCAUCGUCUUCCUCUGCAACUGAGGCAUCAAAAGUUCAUUCUGAUAUUGCAACUGAUGCUGCUAUAUCUUCUAAGGGUGUUUCCUGCGAGUCCAUACCAAACUGUGAGUCAAACAGGCCUGUUAACCAGGGUGUAAUGGCAGAGUCUUCAGCACCUCAUCGAAGGAAGAACAGAAGUGGUAAGAACAAGCACAAAGUGGAGGAGGCAUUAUCUGCAACAUCUUCAUCAAUUUUGUCAAAAGAGACUACUGUGUUAGAUGCUCCGGUUGAAAGUCUUAAACCAAGGUCUUCUGAAACAAUUCUGGAUGUUAACUCAGCUUGGCACCAAACCGACUCAAAGGAUGCAAAUCAGUCCUCAGACUCGUGCUCAUCAUUGACAAAUGAAGAAAUUCCCGUUAGAACUAAUAGCCAGUGGAAAUCUAAUCAUCCUCGCAGGACAAUGAAAAACCCACAAGGUAAUAAACCAGCUGAAAAAAUUCACGGUGGGGAUGCUGUUGUCUGGGCUCCUGUGCGUUCACAAAAUAAAACUGAGGUUUUGGAUGAUGCCAAUCAGAGUACUGUAGUUGAGGCUGUGGUUUUGUCAUCAAAGAGUGAUCAGCAGGUGCAGAGUCAUCCAAGAAAUAAGAGGGCGGAAAUGGAGAGAAACAUUCCAAAGCCUGUACCCAAGGAACUGUCUCAGCAGGCAGUUGUUUCUAUAGGCAAUCCGACUGCUUCAGAUGAGGUUGUUGAAAGGCCGGGUUCUAAAGGUGCUGAAAGCUCCCAAACUUCUGGUACAGUAAUAAGGAAGAUGGUGCCGUUUGCAGAAUCCAAGACUGGGGAUGUCAGGCAGAAUAGACCUGAAAAAGUGCAUGGAUCAUGGCGCCAACGGAGUGUGGCCGAGUCAACUGCAAACCAUAGGAGUUCUCGAAAUGUAGUUGAGGACAUUCACCACCAGAAGUUUGAUGCAUCUUCCAUGAAAGCGCAGCCAAGCUAUGAAUGGGAUGCUUCUGAUGGCUGGAGCAUGCCCGAAAUUCCUGAUACAGCUGUUAAUGUUCCUUCUUUAAAAGAUGAGAGUGUGACGGCGAGGGGAAAGCGGCAUCCACAUAGAGGUCACAAAACCUCAGUAUACAAUCAUAAUCCUGAAGAGAAGCCAACUGGUGGGCAGGACACUGAAAAGGUGUUUGUUGAAUCUACAGCUUCUGAAAUGCACCAAAUGGACGCAUUAUUAGCUUCAAAAGAAAAUCAUGCUGCUGGCGAACGAUCAACAUCUCAUUGGCAGCCUAAAUCUCAAUCAUUUUCAGCCACUAAUCAACGAGGAAGCCGGCCUAGUAACAGUAUGAAUGUUGGCUCUGAAGGCAGUAGGACUAAUAAAAAGGAGUCCUCUCAGGGUAGGGGGUUGCUACCUCAACCGGACAAGGAGCUUUCUAGGCCUCACUCUCAUCAUGACCAGUCUCUAUCCAAAAAGAGCAAUAUGGAAGAAGCUCCAUCUGUUGGACAUCAAGAGCUUAGGAGAGAGAAAAGAAUGGGUGGACCCAGAGGACGUCCCAGUAGCCCCAUUGAAUAUACAUCUCAUUCAAAUAUGGAUGUUCAACCAGAACAAUCCAUGUCCCCAGGGUUUCGUAAAGGUGGGAAUCCGAAUAGUCGGUUUGGUAGAGAGCAUGAUGCUCGUGGGGAUUGGAGUGGAUCUGGAAAAGAUGCUAAGCAGCAACAUAAUGUACCAGCAAUCAGGGAAAAACAAAGGCAGAACUCUCACUAUGAAUACCAGCCGGUUGGGCUGCAAAACAAUAACAAAAUGAAUAACUUUGAAUCUUCAAAAGAGGGUUUUCAUAAUUCAAGUGGAAGGUAUAGAGAAAGGGGACAUGCAAGGCGUGGUGGGAGCAACUUUUAUGGACGGCAAACUGGCAGUGUUCAAGUAGAUGCCGGUUAUGAGUAGGGGGUGAAAUUUAAGGAGGUGUAUUUUCGUAGCAGGCUCAUGGAUGAUAUUGUGGCUGGAUCCCUUACACUUUGAGGGCUUGGAGCAUAUUAGAGAUGGUGCAAAGGCCAAAAAGAUAAGAUAGAUUGAGAGUUAGUUAAUUUGUUUCCAUAUUUGAAUUUGGUGUUGUUUGAAGGAAAAAUGUAUGUUGAGGAGGUUUAAUUUGGUCACAGUACAUUGACCUGCUGUGGAACAUUUGAUGAUGAUAUUGUUUUUGGGCAGUGCAUGUAGGCUGUAGCAAUCUUUUUCUAUUCCGUAUCAUCUUGUGUAUGCAACACUACAAAGAAUUAAAUAGAUUUAUGGGUUCUCCCAUCUACCA